Messenger RNA from Arabis nemorensis, 846 nucleotides. The record is from the annotation of a GenBank genome assembly. NCBI's taxonomy places the organism in Eukaryota, Viridiplantae, Streptophyta, Magnoliopsida, Brassicales, Brassicaceae.
AUGGACACCGAGUUCCUCCGAACCCUAGAUCGUCAGAUUCUCUUGGGUGUCUUCGUCGCUUUCGUCGCCGCCGGUGCCGGUGCUGCUUAUUAUCUCUCAUCCUCCAAAAAACGAAGAGGGUGUUUGGAUCCUGAGAAUUUCAAGGAGUUUAAGCUUGCUAAGAAGCAACAACUUAGUCACAAUGUUGCCAAAUUCAUAUUUGAGCUCCCAUCUCCUACCUCUGUCUUGGGUCUUCCUAUUGGACAACACAUCAGUUGCAGGGGCAAGGAUGCUCAAGGAGAGGACGUUAUUAAGCCAUAUACCCCGACAACGUUAGAUUCAGACACUGGACGUUUUGAAUUAGUCAUUAAGAUGUAUCCACAAGGAAGGAUGUCUCAUCAUUUCAGGGAGAUGCGUGUUGGAGACCAUCUUGCUGUCAAGGGACCAAAGGGCAGGUUCAAGUAUCAACCUGGUCAGUUUAGGGCAUUUGGAAUGCUUGCUGGAGGUUCAGGGAUCACUCCUAUGUUCCAAGUUGCAAGAGCGAUUCUAGAAAACCCAACAGACAAGACAAAGGUGCACCUCAUUUACGCCAAUGUCACAUACGAAGACAUUCUCUUAAAGGAAGAAUUGGAGAGUCUCACUGCCAAUUAUCCAGAUCAAUUCAAAAUUUACUAUGUUCUGAACCAGCCUCCGGAAACAUGGGAUGGUGGUGUUGGAUUUGUAACAAAGGAAAUGAUUCAGACUCAUUGCCCUGCACCAGCAUCAGAUAUUCAGGUUCUAAGAUGUGGACCACCGCCAAUGAACAAGGCCAUGGCUGCAAACCUUGAAGCUCUUGGAUACUCUCCGGAGAUGCAAUUCCAGUUCUGA